CCUCUUGUGCGGGGGACGUGGAGUGGCAAUCCAACGACAGUGUGGUGUAAAGGAAUUCAUUAGCCAUGGAUGUAUUCAUGAAAGGACUUUCAAAGGCCAAGGAAGGAGUUGUGGCUGCUGCUGAAAAGACCAAACAGGGUGUGGCAGAAGCAGCAGGAAAGACCAAAGAGGGUGUUCUGUAUGUAGGGUCCAAAACCAAGGAAGGAGUGGUCCAUGGGGUGACAACAGUGGCAGAGAAGACCAAAGAGCAGGUGACAAAUGUUGGUGAGGCAGUGGUGACAGGUGUGACAGCAGUUGCACAGAAAACGGUGGAAGGAGCAGGGAAUAUCGCAGCUGCCACUGGCUUUGGCAAAAAGGAUCAGAUGGGAAAGGGUGAAGAAGGAGUCUCACAGGAAGGAAUUCUUGAAGACAUGCCUGUGGAUCCUGAUAAUGAAACUUAUGAAAUGCCUUCUGAGGAAGGGUACCAAGAUUAUGAACCUGAAGCCUAAGAAGUCCCUCUUCUCCCAGCUUCCUGAGAUCUGCUGACUGCUGUUCCAUCUUUUACCAGUGCUCUGUUCCAAUGUGCCCAGUCGUGACAUUUUCUCAAAGUUUCUACAGUGUGUUUUGAAGUCUUCCAUCAGCAGUGAUUGAAGUAGCUAAACCUGCCCCAUUCAAUGUUUCAGUGCUUCCUUCUUACUGAAAUGAAUACAUGCUGGCAGGGUUCUUGUGUGCUGUGGAUAUUGUGGCUUCAAAUUCAAAAUGUUAAAACAAAACACCCAAGUGAAUACCACGUAUUUCUAAAUAUUCACUAUUUUUUGUUGUUG
This is a messenger RNA of Elephantulus edwardii (Cape elephant shrew), 803 nucleotides long. Its product is annotated as alpha-synuclein-like. Gene Ontology annotation, molecular function: cuprous ion binding. The transcript is spliced from 6 exons. Lineage: Eukaryota; Metazoa; Chordata; Mammalia; Macroscelidea; Macroscelididae. Gene Ontology annotation, biological process: chemical synaptic transmission; synaptic vesicle endocytosis; regulation of dopamine secretion. Gene Ontology annotation, cellular component: axon terminus; cytoplasm; neuronal cell body. The coding region runs from base 66 to 488 and encodes 140 amino acids. The record is from RefSeq and is a predicted model, not a curated record.